Molecule: messenger RNA, 570 nt
Organism: Aureobasidium melanogenum CBS 110374
Lineage: Eukaryota; Fungi; Ascomycota; Dothideomycetes; Dothideales; Saccotheciaceae
Exons: 2
Coding region: 1-570 (189 amino acids)
Biological process (GO): tRNA 5'-leader removal
Cellular component (GO): ribonuclease P complex
Source: RefSeq, a predicted model, not a curated record
AUGGUCCGAUUGAAGCACCGCUACCUGCUCGUCAACAUUUUGUACCCCGAAUCAGACACUCCCACAAAGUCCACGACAAGAGACGGACAAAUCCCAGAUGUCGUAUCUUUCCGCCGUCCUUCAUCGGACAAACUCAAUGCCCAAUUGCUGGCACGCAUAAUCAGAGAUGGUGUUGCAGAACUGUUUGGAGACUAUGGCAGCGGCAUGAUCGCUAGCAGUCUUGUCGUGAAAUACCUAUCUCCUGCCACUUCUACUGCUAUAAUUCGAGUAUCACGCGCGCACUAUCGUCUAGUGUGGGCCGCUCUGAGUUUCGUUACCCGGUUACCGCGACCCAUCGAUCAAGCCUGUGUUAUUCAGGUCGUCAGAGUGUCUGGAACCAUUCGCAAGGCCGAAGAGGAAGCUAUCAGAAGAGCAAAGGCUGCAAUUCUACGAGCGACGGCACAAGGAAGAGGCUCCGACUUUACACUCGACAAGAUGCUUGGAAGUGACAGUGCGGCAAGCAAUACAAGAGCAGGAGCAUCUAUAGGCAUCGAAAGCGACGACGACGAAGACGAAGUGGACCAAGAUUGA